GUUGAUGAGAAGCAAUUUCCUUCCGCAGUACGAAUUAAAACGGUGCGCUUUUUUAUAGGUAAAAUGAGAAAAAACGGCUUGCGUAGAGGACUUUAUACUGGACCCUGGCGCACCCGAUAAAACGAGGGAGUGGUUAUACAGUAUAGUGUGCUGUCCUCAACCCCAUCCGGCUACCUCUUUCUACCAUGCUCCGGCUACCCUGCUGGCUUGGCCCCCUAACGCGUGGGACAGCCAUCUUUCGCUUCGCAGAGGGACUGCACAGUCAGCCAGGCAGCAGCACCAACACAUCACCUCUGGUUGUGACCACCGGCGUCCUCACCCAUCCCUCAAUGAUGUAUGCCACUCGCUUCUACAGCAGUGGUGGCGGUAAGCCAGGCAAGAGGGCUGGCGCUGGGGGAGGAGGGCUUCCAGUGCUAGACAACCACCACCUCCCUCAGUCUCACCCGCACCCACAAAACUACCAGCCCCAUGUCUACCAGGGGAGGCCUGAUGGGCACCGUAGCCACUACCACCACCACAGCAAGAAGAAGACCUGGAAUUUCAUCCACGAGAAGAUGAGCUAUGACACCUUCUUUACCAUGAAGCGCCUGAUAGACCGUUCACGCACUGUGGAUGAAGUGCUGCGCUGGGUCACCCAAAACCCAGGAAAGAUCUCCUACAACCACUACCCCAUCGCCCUGCAGAAGAUUGGGCAGCUCCUGCAGCAGCAGGGGGGAGGAGGUGGAGGGGUGAGUGGCCCAGCAAUGGGGGCUGCUGGGGGAGAGAGCCACUAUCGGCAGAUCUCAGAGCAGCAGGACUUCCAGACGCUAUGUGAUGCUAUUGUCAGUGACUGCGCCAAGUUCGACAACUUCAGCAUUGUCAAUUGCCUCUAUGCUGUAGCAGCUCUGGGUCUGCCCAGUGACUCCCAGAUCGUGCAGGUGCUGGAGGAGGAGUCUCGCAGUCGCCUCUCCCACUUCAACCAGAAGGACCUCUCCAUGGUGUUCAGCAGCAGCAUGAAGCUGCAUCCGUCCAGCCAGCACCCGCUGAUCGAGUCUUGCCUGUCAGGGCUGGAGAAGAACAUCGAGCGGGAGCGCCACCCUCAGACGCUCUUCCUGCUGCUCUCCUAUUACCGCCUCAAGUGGCGGGCCCUGCAGGCUGACGGAUACACUCCAGAGCAGCUCCUGGCCAACCGCAAGAUCCUGCGAUUGGUCAAGCACACGCUGGCCAGCGUCAGCAACGUGCGUGACCACGAGAUGGUGCUGCUCGACGAGAUGCUUUCUGCCUGUGCCCGCGAGGCCAGCAACAAGUCAUUGGAGAUCAUCUUCAGCUCGCAGCUCUUCUACGAGAACCGCCAAGAGAAGUUCAUCAGCAGCCUCGCUGAGGAGCUUCCUAAGAAAGUAGACAGCAUCACUCCCUAUACGAUGGCCCUCAUUGCAAAAUACAUUGCCAGACACCGACUGCGGGAAACCAAACUGCUGGACACCAUUGCAGAGUUUGUGGUCAAAAAGGGGGAAUAUCUCGACAGCAAGGUGAUCCAGAAGCUGGUGUUCCCGUUCAGCAGGAUGAGUUACCGGCCUUCCAAUGAGGCACAGUUCUUCGAGAAGCUGGAAUCAGUGCUGGAGCAGAAAGCCAUGAACUCCCCACUCGCCACUGUCAACAUCAUCAUGUCUUUGUUCCAGCUGGGGCACUUCCCCAGGCUCAUCCUGCACCGCGUCUUCUCCAGCACCUUCAUCAGCAACGUCACCAACAGCCCAUACGCUCUCAUUGUGCGCCGCUACCUGUCUCUGCUGGACGCCACAGUGGAGCUGGAGUACAGUGACUACACAGGGCCGAGGCUGGAGGAGGGGCACAAGGUGCUGAUGUUUGACCACGCAUUGACCGCUGACGAGGUCAACCGCAAGUACAGCUAUAAGGGUCUUGUUGCAGAGGCUUUGAGACAGCUGGUUGGGGAGCAGUCUUACAAGCAGGACGAGGUGCUGGCUCCUGGAUAUUACACAGAUUUUCUGCUGUGGAUAAACAGCUCUGGUAGGGUGCUGCAGAUCAAAGGGAACAGUGGAGCCGUAUCAGGAGCCACACCGACAGGCCUUUCACUGGGGUCAGGGACCCCCAAACCUCCGGAUCCUCAAUCUGCAGUGUCUGUUCUGACCUCGGACUUCCACAAAUUCUCCCCCUUUUCCUCCUCCCUGGAGGACGGGCAUGAGAAGUGCGGUGGGGAGGACCUGGUUCCUGAGGUAGCCUUCCUCUCACACCACAUGCGCCCCCCUCCUUCAGGGGGCACCUUGGGGCAGCGGGGAGGAGCAGAAUACAGCCCCUACUACCAACCGCCCUCCGAUUACUACAGCAGCCUAGCCAAGGAGCAGUCUCUGGAGAGCCAGGACAGCUCCACCCUCAGUAGCCCCUCGGACUGCCUGGCACAGGCUGGGGGAGGCGUUGGGGGGCCGGCAGAGUGCUCUCCGAGCCUCUCCUCCACAUCCCUCUUCCAGUUCCCUAUUGGGAAGAUCCUGGAAGAGGAGGUGGUAGCCGGGCAAGAGCGAGAGCUGCCCAACUUCUAUGAGAGCGUGCCGUACCCCAAUGGAGGCCAAGGGGCUGCAACAGAGAAGGGGACCAUAGAGAUACUGAGCCCUGCCUCCCCGCUGCAACUCCACAACCUGGGGGGUAGGCAAGCAGACAAGGAGCGUAGGGCAAUGGAGCACCGGGACGAGAUCAGGAGGGUGGUGAUGUCAGUGAAUGAUAAGUGGCACUACUGCCACAACUCUGAUGUGCUGGUGGGCUCUCGAGCCAUGCGGGAUAGACACCUUCAACUGCUGGGCUAUGUCCUUCUCCAGUUGCCAUACCACGAGCUGGAGAAGCUGAAUGGGAUCGAGGAGGUGAAGCAGUACUUGCACAAAAAACUCCUGGAGGUGCCCUUAUGACACACACAGGGCUGAGCGUAGCGAGAGAGUCCUGCUGCUCACCUCAGUACUACUGUUACUACUGCUAUAAUGGUCUGAGAGACUGCUGGCACAGGGAACCAAGGGGUGUCAGAUAUCUGAGCAUGGGGGAGGAGGAGAGCAAGAAUUUAUUUUCCUGAUGUGGUGCAGGGUCAGAGGGAUAUUGGGGUAUUUCACCAUGUGAAGGUUGCUACAACUGUUUUGGGGGGAGGGGGUGAGUGUCUUUUACAGCUGUCAUUGGUGGAGUGGUUUAGGUUGAUUUUAAAGGUAAUGACUGUUAAAUGAAUAUCUCAAUAAUCAAAAAUAACUAUGUGGGAGAGGGAUAGGGUGGAAUAAUGGUGGAUUUCUUAACAUAGCUUGGUGUGACUGCAUGGGAGGCCGUGCGGUCGUGAACAUGUAAGAUAAUUUCAUAUUCUAGUGAUAAUAAUAAUUCGUGGCUUCAGGAGAACCAGUGGUCAGUGACACACCCAGCUGUGGAUAAUAGGAUUGUAUAAAGCUUUAACAAAAAUGUUUCCUUUUUUUUUUCCGCAUCCUUUCAAGUUUAUUAUUGAAACCUUAUUUUUCUUACUACUCCCAUUUUUUUAUUACAUAAACUUCGUUCACAGUGAUAUUCGCUGCUUGCUGUGUGCGUUAGCUUUGCACUGCAGAUGGAGUUUCCUAUUUAGUUUGUAAACUUGUGGAGGAAGGAAUAAUUUAAUAAUUUAAUAUAACUAUAACCCACGUGUGGGGGGAGGUCAGCAAGGAGGUUGGGUGGGUGGAGGUGUUUGUUUAUGUAUAUAUAUAUAUAUAUAUAUAUAUAUAUAUAUAUAUAUAUAUAUAUAUAUAAUAUAUAAUAUUGUACGGCUUUUCUACUUGAUGGUUUGAAGGAGCAGGUAGAACCCCAGACCGAACUCGAGCCUUGUUGAACUGUGCAGUGUGUAUUGAAUUGCAUGGUGAAGUGCUAGUCCCAUUCAGGGUGUGGAGGUAUGCCUUUUAAAUAAACCCCAGUUUUACAUUUGCAA
Polyodon spathula (Mississippi paddlefish) is the source of this 3910-nucleotide messenger RNA. It is a transcript of the gene fastk, whose product is annotated as Fas-activated serine/threonine kinase. The transcript is spliced from 10 exons. Bases 186 to 2891 code for a protein of 901 amino acids. The record is from RefSeq and is a predicted model, not a curated record. NCBI's taxonomy places the organism in Eukaryota, Metazoa, Chordata, Actinopteri, Acipenseriformes, Polyodontidae. Gene Ontology annotation, biological process: mitochondrial RNA processing; regulation of mitochondrial mRNA stability. Gene Ontology annotation, molecular function: RNA binding. Gene Ontology annotation, cellular component: ribonucleoprotein granule; mitochondrial matrix.